AUGACUAGUAAACCAUAUUCUAGAUCAAAUAAUGGUGUAAGACUUCCACUUGCUUAUUUAUAUCUCCAAAACGAUGUUUAUUAUUUUUAUCUUGAGGGCCAUCCAAAUCAUGUUACUUUCAUUAUCCCGACGAAAUUUCAAGUCCUAGAGUCAUGUAAACCAACUUCAAAAAAACCUCCGACUAUUUAUAUCAUUUUUCGUAAUCCUGUUCAAAAAUGUUUGAGGCAAUUAAGCCUCAAAUUUGAACGAAAAGACGUAUCUAAAAUUUCAUCAGAUCUCUGGCGAAGAAUUGAUUCCAAUUUAAGAACAAGAUUUGAAAACCUUUAUCAUCAAACUAUCGAAGAAUGGCGUAAAGGAAGACUCAUAUUUGAGUUUUUCAAUCCUUUGAUUGCUGAAGCUGAAUCAUCCGCAGAACACGAACAAAACAAUUCUGAUUCCCCAGACCCCAAUUCCCCGGAUUCAGUUUCAAGCUCUGUCGAAUUUGAAAACAAAUUAUCAUAUCGUGAGAAUCAAGUCGUUAUCGGUGAAUUGUUUGGAUGGGGUUACGUCCCUCUUAUCUCGGGUUAUAAUAAAUAUUUGGAAAGUCCUUAA
Molecule: messenger RNA, 591 nt
Organism: Rhizophagus irregularis DAOM 181602=DAOM 197198
Lineage: Eukaryota; Fungi; Glomeromycota; Glomeromycetes; Glomerales; Glomeraceae
Source: RefSeq, a predicted model, not a curated record